This is a messenger RNA of Staurois parvus, 502 nucleotides long. The record is from the annotation of a GenBank genome assembly. NCBI's taxonomy places the organism in Eukaryota, Metazoa, Chordata, Amphibia, Anura, Ranidae.
GUGAUCAGCGGUGUCCAAUGACACGCUGCGAUAAUCAGUGCCCUGAUGAUCGGUGCCCUGAUGAUCGGUGCCCAGCAGUGCCACCCGCAAGUUCCGCCCACCUGUGCCCAGCAGUGCGCCCACUAGCUCCGCCCACCUGUUCCCAGCAGAUCACCCACCUGUGCCCAGCAGUGCACCACCUGUGCCACUCUGCAGUGCCACCCACCUGUGCCCACCCACCUGUGCCCACCCACCAGUGCUGCCCACCAGUGCCACCCACCAGUGCAGCCCAGCAGUGCUACCAGUCAGUGCCGCCAGUCAGUGCCCAGCAGUGAUGCCAGUCAGUGCCGUCUAUCAGUACCCAUCAUCAGUGUCACCUAUCAGUGCCGCCUAUCCGUGACACCUCAUUAGUGCUGUCUAUCAGUGCCGCCUAUCCGUGCCACCUCAUUAGUACUGCCUAUCAGUGCCCUUUAGUGCUGCCUCAUCAACGCACAUCAGUGAAGGAGAAAAAUUACCUGUUUGA